CAUUCCUAAACAAAUCCUCGAAAUGCUAAAUUUCAUAUUUUAAAACAGAAAUAACUACAAGUCAAGAUGAAUUUGAAACAUUUGAAGACACUGCUGCCACCCCAGGAGGGGGCAGCUAAGAUUAUGGCAGCAGUAUUCUCACCAAAUAACCAGAAACUGGCAAUAUGUACAUCAGACAGAGUUAUUGUUUUAUUUGAUGAAAAUGGUGAGAAGAGAGACAAGUUUUCAACCAAGCCAGCAGAUGCCAAGUAUGGAAAGAAGAGCUACAUGGUAAAGGGACUGGCAUUUUCUCCUGACUCAACUAAAAUUGCUAUUGGACAAACAGACAACAUCAUUUUUGUAUACAAGAUAGGUGAAGGGUGGGGAGAGAAGAAGAGUAUAUGUAACAAGUUUGUCCAGCAGAGUGCAGUGACAACUCUAAUUUGGCCACCUGAUAACCAGAUAGUAUUUGGCACAGCAGAUGGAAAGAUCCGAUUGGCCAAUGUGAAAUCCAACAAGUCAUCGACACUCUACAACACUGACAUCUAUGUUGUUUCUCUCACAAUGAAUCCCUCUGGCAAAGGUAUCCUAUCUGGCCAUGCUGACGGUGCAAUUGUGCGCUAUUUCUUUGAUGAUGAAGGAACUGGUGAUUCUGUGGGUAAACUUUGCACCCAUUCUUGUCCACCUUAUGCUUUGGCAUGGGCCAAUAAUUCUAUCGUAGCAGCAGGGUGUGAUAAACGUGUUGUGGCAUAUGGGAGAGAGGGUAGGGUGCUUCAACAGUUUGACUACAGCAGAGAGGAGGAUGAACAUGAGUUUACUACUGCUAUUAGUAGCCCCAGUGGGCAGGCUGUUGUUCUUGGCAGUUAUGAUAGGUUACGAAUGAUCACAUGGAGUCCCAGGAAAGGUAUGUGGGAAGAAGGCAAAUGCAAAGACAUUUCUAAUCUCUACACAAUCACUGCACUGGCAUGGAAGAAAGAAGGAUCAAAAAUUGUUGCUGGUACAUUAUGUGGAGGCUUGGAGCUGUUUGAUUGUGCCAGUAAGAAACAGAUCUACAAGAACAAGUAUGAGAUGACUCAUGUUGGACCAAGUCAGGUGAUAGUUCGUGAAAUGUCAUCAGGAAGUAAAAUCAAUCUGCGUUCGAAUUAUGGCUAUGAAAUAGAUGAAGUGAAGAUCAUGGGUAAAGAUCGCUACCUUGUGGCUCAUACAUCGGAUACGUUGUUGCUAGGAGACAUGCAAACAAGGGCAUUAAGUGAGGUUCCAUGGCAAGGUUCUGGUGGAAAUGAGAAGUACUAUUUUGACAAUGAGAAUGUUUGCAUGAUCUUCAAUGCAGGAGAGCUCUCAUUGGUUGAAUAUGGAAGCAAUGAGAUUCUUGGAUCAGUGAGGACAGAAUUCAUGAACCCACAUUUGAUUAGUGUUCGACUGAAUGAGAGAAAACAACGAGGUGUUGAUGAUAACAAAAAGAUGGCGUAUCUGAUUGAUUUAAAAACAAUCGCAAUCAUGGAAAUGACAAUGGGCCUUAAUCUUGGGCAAGUCUCUCACGACUCUAAACUAGACUGGCUAGAACUGAAUGAGACUGGACGAUACCUGUUGUUCCGUGACAAGCAACUUAAGCUCCAUCUAUAUGACAUUGAGUCCCAACACCGCACAACAAUUCUCAACUAUUGCUCGUAUGUGCAAUGGGUUCCUGGAAGUGAUGUGGUGGUUGCACAGAACAGAGGCAACCUGUGUAUUUGGUAUAACAUUGAUGCCCCUGAAAGAGUUACCAUGUUUCCAAUUAAGGGAGACAUAGUUGACCUUGAAAGAACAGAUAACAAGACAGAGGUUCUUGUGAAGGAGGGAGUAACCACCAUCUCUUACACACUUGAUGAGGGCCUCAUUGAAUUUGGAACAGCUAUAGAUGAUGGUGAUUUUGGAAGGGCAGUGACAUUCCUGGAGACACUAGAGAUGUCCUCUGAAACUGAAGCCAUGUGGAAAACACUGAGUAAACUCUCACUUGAGGCCAAACAGAUCCACAUAGCUGAGAGGUGUUAUGCUGCUUUGGGGGAUGUAUCUAAAGCUCGAUAUCUUAGAGAAACAAACAAAAUUGCUGCUGAUGCUGCAAAGAAUAUUGGAGGAGAUGGAAUGAAUCAUUACAAAGUCAGAGCAAGAAUGGCUAUCAUAGAAAAACAAUACAAAGAGGCUGAGAGUGUUUACUUGGAGCAGAAUAACAUUGAUGAGGCCAUGGAGAUGUACCAGGAACUACACAAGUGGGAUGAAGCUAUAGAAGUAGCAGAGGCAAAGGGUCACCCAGAACUUGAGAACCUGAAGAAGAACUAUUACCAGUGGCUAAUGGAGACAAACCAGGAGGAGGCUGCAGGGGAAAUGAAGGAGAAGGAGGGAGAUUACAUGGCAGCACUGGCCCUUUAUAUGAAAGCAGGGCUGCCUGCUAGGGCUGCAAGGCUGGCAACUAGUAGAGAUGAACUCAUAUCAAACAAAGACAUCGUCAGCAGGAUUGCCAAUGCUCUCAUCAAGGGAGAGUUCUUUGAAAGGGCUGGUGAUCUAUUUGAGAAGAUACGUGAUCACAAAUAUGCCCUGGAUUGCUACAGGAAGGGCCAGGCUUAUAGGAGGGCUGUGGAGCUGGCCAGGUAUGCCUUCCCUGAGGAUGUAGUGAAAUUAGAAGAGGAGUGGGGAGAUCAUCUUGUGGCACAGAAACAAUUGGAUGCAGCUAUUAACCAUUACAUUGAGGCAGGGGCUACCAUGAAAGCAGUGGAAGCAGCUAUCAACUCCAGACAAUGGCAUAAAGCUGUCCAGAUCCUAGAGGUGGUUGGUGAUGCCAGUAUUGCCUCACGUUACUACAUCAAGAUUGCUAAGCAUUAUGCCUCUAUUGGAGAAUAUGAGACUGCAGAGAGGUUCUUUGUGGAGGCUGACUACACUAAGGAGGCAAUAGAGAUGUACAAUGCUGCAGGCAAAUGGGAGGAUGCACACAGACUGGCUGCUACAUGUAUGAAACAGGAAGAUGUGGCUGCUCUAUAUAUCCAACAGGCACAGGAAUUAGAGACACAGGGACGAUACAAGGAGGCUGAGAGGUUGUAUGUGACAGUUGAAGAGCCUGACCUGGCUAUUACAAUGUACAAGAAGGUGCGCAUGUACAAUGACAUGGUGCGCCUUGUGAAAACAUACCACAAGGAACUCCUACAAGACACUCACAUGCAUCUUGCUGCGGAGCUUCAAAAUGAGAACAAUCUCCGGCAGGCUGAACAUCACUACAUUGAGGCCAAGAACUGGAAGGAAGCAGUUAAUAUGUACAGAAACAAUGACAGCUGGGAUGAGUCAUAUAGGGUGGCUAAGGCCCAUGGGGGACCCAAUGCUGCCAAGCAGGUGGCCUACCUUUGGGCAAAGAGUCUUGGAGGGGACUCAGCUGUGAAACUUCUCACAAAGUUUGGUCUUUUGGAGGCAGCUAUAGAUUAUGCAUCAGAGAACUGUGCAUUUGACUUUGCAUUUGAGCUGUCAAGGACUGCCAUGAAGAACAAGAUGCCAGACAUCCAUCUGAAGUAUGCCAUGUUUCUUGAGGAUGAUGGCAAAUUCCCUGAGGCUGAGCAACAGUUCAUCAAAGCAAAUAAACCCAAGGAGGCAGUUCUCAUGUAUGUCCAUAACCAAGACUGGGACUCUGCUGGGAGGGUGGCAGAGGAGCAUGAUCCUGACUCUAUUAAGGAUGUACUAGUAGGUCAGGCCAGAGUGGCAUUUGAGGCUAAGGAAUAUCAGAAGGCAGAGUCUUACCUACUAAGAGCUCAGAGACCUGAUGCUGCUGUAAAAUAUUAUAAGGAAGCAGACAUGUGGCAGGAUGCCCUUCGUGUUUGCAAGGAAUAUCUUCCCCACAAACUUCAGCAGCUGCAGGAUGACUAUGACAGAGAGAUGAUGGAUAAAACUACAAGAGGGGCUGACAGUUUGGUACAACAAGCCAGAGAGUGGGAGUCUUCUGGAGAGUAUGCCAGAGCAGUGGACUGUUAUGUAAAAGUUACACCUAAACACACAUCUGACAACAACCUACUGCAGAAAUGUUGGGUGAAGGCUGGUGAGCUAUCUCUCAAGUUCCUGACUCAUGACAAAGGAGAGGCUGUGGUACAGAUUGUGGGACCAAGACUUGUUGAGAUAGGAAAAUAUACAGCUGCAGCAGAGCUUUACCUCAGAGUUGACAUGAUAAAAGAAGCUAUUGAUGCCUUUAUUGAUGGGGAAGAAUGGAAUAAAGCAAAGAAAGUUGCCAAAGAAUUGGAACCAAGAUAUGAGGCAUAUGUUGAUGAAAAGCACACAAGGCAUCUGAAACAACAGGGAAAUGUAGAUGGGAUUAUUGCCAAGGAUGUUGUUGCUGGGCUUGAUAUCUAUGUGGAGAAGGGAGAAUGGGAGAAAUGUAUUGAAAUUGCUGAACAACAAAGCUCUAAAGUUCUCGACAAAUAUGUUGCCUUGUAUUCAACACAUCUCAUUAAAGAAAACAAGGUUAUUAAGGCGAUGGAUCUGUUUGUUAAACACGGGGCUCCUGCCCAUCCACAGAACUUCAACAUCUACAAGCGUAUAGUCCAUGACAUACUAAACAUGCGUAAUCUUAAUGUGGCAGAGUCCUAUAGAACUUGGGCAGACCUCAGAGAGAUGUUGUUUGACCUGUAUGAGAAUCUUGCUAAGUCUAGUGAGGCUAACAGUCCCCAAUCUGAAGAGUUCGAGACCAUGUUAAUUAUUGUGCACUACUACGCUGCCAAGUGUGCCUCCUUGUCUCAUAGUAGCCUGGAUACCAUUGCAUGUAAACUGGCAGUCUCCUUACUCAGACACACUGAGAUUAUCCCAGCAGAUAAGGCCUUCUAUGAGGCUGGUAUGCUAUGUAAGGCCACAGGUCAGGAGAAUGCUGCAUUUGUAUUCCUGAAUCGCUACCUUGAUCUGGUGGAGGCUAUUGAAGAGGGCUCUCUAGAUAUGAUGGACAACAGUGAUUUCCAGGAGACUGACAUACCUUUUGAGAUACCACUCCCAGAAAAGGCCCACCUCCCUGAUGAUCAACAUGAGGAAGUUAAGGAGUGGGUGUUGGCAGUCUCCAUGGACCAGAGGGUUGAGCAGGUCCUACCCAUGGAUGAUGAGAGGGGAUGUUAUGAGGCUUCCCUUAUAGCACCAGACACAGGAAUCAGAUCACAUCCUUGUGUGUUAACAGGCUACCCUGUUAUUCGCCAGAGGACUGAAUUUAAGAAACCUGGCAGGUUGGCCAAUAAGGAAGACUGGAACAAAUUCAUAAUGGCAACUAAGGUUUCACACAGUGUAGAAUGCCAAGAUGUCUUGAGAUUUAUCCACGAGUGGUGUGGACCUGCCACUAGUGCUGGAUUCAACUUUCAGUAAAUCAUACAACAUACUUUACAUGACACACUCCAUACGUGUAAUGACAUUGAAUAUGUUCCAUCCCAGGGCAUCAAUACUUGUAUCAUAUGUAACAUGUCCUACAUGGCUUGACAUUGAAUAUGUUCCAUUUGGGUUGGAAAUGGUGAAUUGUAUAGUGUUACGUCUCUGAUAGUACAAUCUCAUGAAGUGUCUACAUAGUUUAGCCAUUCAUUAAAGAGACUUGUAUAUAGAUAUGAUACUUUCCGUAUUUUGCUAAGCCACUGAUGAAUAUUUUAGUUGUAUGGUGUACAUCCGUCCUUUGUAGUCUUGCUUAAAAUUGCAUUUCAUUUAAGCAUCAUAACAAAUAAUCAUAAUUGUAGGACUAAUUAUAAUUUCAUUUCAAAAUAAAAGAGAAUAAAAUUUAGAAUUUCAUGUUAUGAGAAUGUAAGCAUUCUUCUGUCUUUACUAAGUAAAAAGCAUGAACCAUCAACAAGACAUAUCAGUGACAAAUAUUGUUGAUUAAUAAUAUAUCAACGAUUGAAGGACAACCCACACCCACCAGAAUUGCCCAAAAGUGUUAUAUUUAUAUGUAUUAUAAUUUAUUUUAUAUCUGUGCAAUUAACUUUAUUCUAUAGAUACAGAUAAUACAAUCAGUUGAUGACAAUAUUACAUGAAAUAUUCAUUUUGCCAUGGGCAAAAUAGAAAUGUGUCUACUUAGGACCUAAAAUGUUAAUGGCGAAUAUAAAUUAAAUAAAAACGUAAAUAGCUGAGGAUAAAUUGAAUCAGUGAUAA
This is a messenger RNA of Owenia fusiformis, 6099 nucleotides long. The record is from the annotation of a GenBank genome assembly. NCBI's taxonomy places the organism in Eukaryota, Metazoa, Annelida, Polychaeta, Sabellida, Oweniidae.